GAAGCAGAAUCCUGUAGUAAAUUUCUACAGUCAAACCCAAAUGCAACUAAUGGAACUCACGAAAUAGCUGUUGGCUCCAAAAGAUUCUCGGUAAGUGAUUUUUUUAAGGUUUUCGAUUCAGUAACCGUUCCAUAAACAAAAGGCAACAGUACUAAAAGACCAAUACGAGAGAGUGGCCCAACUAAAGUUUUGCCAGGAGUCAGACUGACUAGGGGUAGUCAAUGCCAGAAAUUGUUACCUUCCCCGUAGUUCAUUUCCGAUACACGAGAGUAAGAUCAUGGAGUGAAAGCACAAUGAGAUGGGGCCUUCGAUUUCGCCUGCUGAGAUAGAUAGUCUGCGGAAACAGCCGCUUCUCCUCGUUCCUCACCAUUAGGGACGUUUCGCUAGGAGGAACGUCUGCGCCUCAGCGAAAUCAACUCCAUACUGAUGAAGUAAGAUUUAUCUGGAAUCUGGUCAGGAGCUCUGAUUGCUCAACGUAUCAGUUAAGUUGCUUUUGCUAUUGUUUACGAACGACAGACAACAGACAAACGGUCACAAAGGUGAAACGAAAACGCGAUGAAUCUAGUACAAAACAGUCAAUCUUCGUUUAACAUAUUCUUUUUUAGAAGAAGCAUUUGAGUUUUGUUGGAGCUAGUUCACCGGAGAACACAAAACUUUACCAUAAUCGAUCAGGAGAAAUAUAAAAUCGAAGACUUUUAAUUUGGAACCCCAUGACUACCGGAUUUAGUACGUAAACAUUGAUUUACAUCAUGAGUAUGGAAUUUCUGUGGCUGAGGUGCAGACGUCCCCUCUGGCGAAACGUCCCUUGUGGCGAGGAGCGAAGAAAGACGGCUGUUUUCGUAGGCUACUCCUGAGAGGACUUGAAGGCUUAACCACUUACAGACGUGACAGAAAGGUAAUACCUUCUCCUCAGUUAUUUUAAGACGCUAAGUGUUGGUCCAGCCGCAAAUUGAACCUUGGUCUACCACUCCAAAAUCUGGUACCCAUCUGGUAGCUAUCAUGUGGAAAUGAAUUUGAGAAAGGCGUACAAUCGGCCGUUCACUGAAUCCAAAAUACAACUAACACAACUUAUUAUUCAUUCAAAAUAUUUCCCCGAUUCUGAUUGGCUAAAAGCACACGUUUAAUUCAACAUAACCAGUUACUGAUGACCUAAUUUGGAGGAAUUUUGACUUUAACGAGGAAAUGACGUCAAAAAUGCAGCGUUUUCGCAGGUUAAGGCACCGUUAACCGAGAAGACCUGGGGACGAGGUUGAGUUGUUUUCGUUGUGAACUUGAAAAAAUGGCGGACAUUUCACUCGUUUCAAGAGUAAGAACUAGGCUAAAAAAUAGCUAAAAACAUGGCAAGAACAGCAAGAAGACAACUCCAAGGGCGAGAUCUGCUAUUUGGAGAAUAUUUGCGGAGCUGGACAAACCUGAACGUACACUAUCGAAGAUCAACUGAACAUCGAUGGAUCGAUAGAGCUGAGCAUGUUUUAGCUAUGUUUUUAAACUAGGAAUUAUUUUGAAUGAAUAAUAAAACAGUUAUUGAAUUCGGCUUUCGUAUCAUAUGAAGAAUUAUGGAGAUCUCGGAGGGUGUUAUCCGCCUCGGCCUACGGCCUCGACGGAUAACACCCUCCUCGAUCUCAUAAUUCUUCAUAAGAUACUCAGCCUCAUUCAUUAACUGUUAAUUAUCUUCUGACAGGGAACCGAAUAAAUCUGAAAAAUAUCUCCUGAUAACUAUCUUUGACGACCACAUUAAAGUGUUUGUAGUAUUUACCGGGUAUUUAAUAAUGAGAAAUAGUUAAGAAUGAAUUAAAAAUAGUCUAAAACAUACAAAUCAUUAAUACGAAGAGCAAUAUUCAGUGCGAGUAAUUAGAUUAGUAUUUUCAUUAAUUUAUAUCGAACGAUCACUUUGUCUUCUUAGAAUAUAAUCUAAUGCUGGUUUCCAAAUUCAGUCUUCGAGGGAAGGGGGAUACUCCCUAUGAUGGCCUUUAAGGGGAGGCUCCGCCCAUAAGCAGGUGAGGGGUUCCCUGUUUUCAGGCUUCAGCAACAUUUUUUUUGAGUGAGAGAUUAGGCCUAGGCCAAACGUCGAACUCUUCUUGAGACGAACGAAACAAUUUCUAAUUUGGGUCAACCUAAAUUAAUUUAAGAUCGUCUGUCGGGUCAGACGUCGAUGUUGUUGUCAGUUCGCGGCUCUUGUGAACUCAUUACUUAGAUUUCAGUUGUCAAACAAUUCAUCUUUAUUCACGCGUCGAAAUCGGGCUCGCUCCUUUUUCUCUUCAACAUGGGUUACAAGCAAUUAAAUAGGUAGGUUGAUUGGAUGAAAAGAAAAGCCAAACACCGCCAUGAGAAAUUCGCUCAAAGAUGAAAAGAUCUCGAUAAACAUCUCCUUACAUUAACUGAAUUGUCCCUCCGUUUUCAGUUCAAUUCACAAAUCUUCACUUUUUGUCAACUGCUAGGAAAAACCAACUAAAUCUCGCGCUUGCUUGUAAAUCUACCCUAAAGGGUAUCCUUGGCAAUUCUUAUAGCUGUAUCACUGCAGUUAAAUGGGAUGCUUAUGAUGUGUAAAAUACAGUAGGCAAAGCAACACGAUGUCAUCCGGGCCGUCGAACUCAUCCCGCUUUCAUCCCGGUAACCGGGCUAAAGCGAUCAUAUGGCAAAAUUUUCCAUCCCGCAUACCGAGAUCCCUGGAAACGAGCCAGCCCACACUCUAAGGCCUCUUCACAUGAGCCCGGUUAACCGGGCUAGCCCUCUUACCGGGAAAAAUUUCACCUUGGGUUCAUAUGAGAGAUUUCAGCCCGGUUGCCGAAAUGAGAAAAGGCCGAAGACGAGAUGUGGCGCAAAUUCGAGAAACAAUGAAAGCAAACAUGGCGAAACACAAAUUAAGUUAUAUCUUUCGCGCCUAUCGUAGCUUUGACAACUCUUGUAGUUGUAUAACUGCAGUUAAAUGAGAUGCUUGAAAUGUGGAAAAUACAGCAGGCAAAGCAAGACGAUGCAGAAUUCAUUCGAAUAAUUCAUCCCGCCUUCAUCCCGGUAUCCAGGCUGAAGUGUCCAUAUGGUAGAAUUUUCCAGCCCGCUUGCCAAGAUCCCGGUUGGAAAAACCGAGAUCUCGGGAACCGAGCCAGCUCGCCCUCUCAUAUGAACACAACGAAAAUUUUGCAAAGGAUUCAGACUAAAGAGAGAUCUCGGAAAGCGGGCCUGCCCAGUCAACCAGGCUCAUGAUAUAUGAAGAAGCCCUUAUAGAGGCAAACCGGGCUCAUAUGAAAAGGCCUUUAGCCUUUAAUAUCAGUCGUGGUUGAAUUUUUUCUUUAUCAGGAGCAUGUUUAAAUAAACAUAAAAUAACCAGAUUUUUGGCUCACUGCGACCUUAUCUAACACUGAAAUAUACGAAAAAGAAGAAUGGAAUAACAUCAAUUGAAAAUAGUAAAUAGAAAUACGUCUUAAAAGCUGCGAUUUUUAUUUUGCUUUAAUUUGCAGGUAUAUUGCCUUAUGAAAGAGGGCCAAGGUUGGACUCUCAUUGCCCGUGUCUCAAACGAUGAUGAAGAACAGUGGAAGCGGAGCAGCAACUGGUGGAAUGACAAAAAAGAUGGUGAAGGAAAUACAACUGAUCCAAUUGACAGCAAAGACAUGAUCUCUCCUGCGUUCUGGCUGGUCGGCGGCAACGAGUUUAUGAUUACACGUAGUGAUGAUCCUUACACUGCCCUGUUACAGACAACAGAUGACUGCCUGGGCAAUCAGACAUUUAGAGCUAAAAUGCACACGAGAUAUGGCGGCCAUCGUAGUGGAUAUCUCAUUGAUGAUAAGUGUGUGAGUAGUUGCAACGUUUCAUAUGGAGGCCAGUACAGUGAGACUGACGGAUUUGAGCAGGCAAAAAAAAACGGAUGCUCACCGGCUAACCUUCAGACUGGCAAUAAAAUCGGGUUUUGGUGCAAACAUGUACAUAAAAAAUCUGGAGCUGGCGGUAAGCAUUCUAACCGGGCUAUGAUGAUGAUCGGCGCAGGAGGUGAUGGGUGCUCAGGAGCAGACCACGGGAUUGGAAUAAGACGUGGCCCCGGAGAAAAUAAGAAAAAGGAUUUUGGUAACAAAGCAGACGAAUCACCCACUACAUACUACUCUUUAAACUUGUGGGUACGCUGA
This is a messenger RNA of Porites evermanni, 4115 nucleotides long. Lineage: Eukaryota; Metazoa; Cnidaria; Anthozoa; Scleractinia; Poritidae. The record is from the annotation of a GenBank genome assembly.